Molecule: messenger RNA, 930 nt
Organism: Andrographis paniculata
Lineage: Eukaryota; Viridiplantae; Streptophyta; Magnoliopsida; Lamiales; Acanthaceae
Product: ethylene-responsive transcription factor WIN1-like
Exons: 2
Coding region: 105-713 (202 amino acids)
Biological process (GO): regulation of DNA-templated transcription
Molecular function (GO): DNA binding; DNA-binding transcription factor activity
Source: RefSeq, a predicted model, not a curated record
CGUACGUAUAUAUAUUGCAUGUACGUAUAACGUAUUUCUCUCCAUGCCUUCUUCUUCUUCUUCAUCUGCUUAAUCAAAUUGAAUCCUGCGGCUUCCGAUCGACCAUGGUUCAGAAGAAGUUUCGCGGCGUGAGGCAGCGCCAUUGGGGAUCCUGGGUUGCAGAAAUUCGCCAUCCUUUGCUGAAGCGGAGGGUUUGGCUGGGGACGUUCGAGACGGCGGAGGCGGCGGCGCGGGCGUACGACGAGGCGGCGGUUCUGAUGAGCGGGAGGAACGCUAAAACGAAUUUUCCGGUGGCGGCGGAGGAGGAUCAGAACAGUGACGUGGUUUACAGCAGUAGUACGAAUUCUCCGAUGCUCCGGCCACCGUCGUCGUCGUCGCAGCUGUCGUCGAUUCUCAACGCGAAGCUCCGCCGGUGCAGCAAGUCGCCGUCUCCGGCGUCGAUGACGUGUCUCCGUCUGGACAUCGAGAGCUCGCACAUCGGAGUGUGGCAGAAACGGGUCGGGUCGCAGUCCGAUAAGUCCAAUUGGGUCCUGACAAUUGAACUUGGGAACAAGAAGAAGGAUGAGCAUCAUCGUCCGGUGGGGAAUGGCUGCCCGGCGCCGCCAGCAGCCGCGGCGGAGGGUUCGACGGUGGAGAUUAAUGGGGUUGCAACGGACGGUGUGGAUGAAGAGGAGAAGAUUGCGCUGCAGAUGAUUGAAGAGCUUCUGAAUUAAUUGAAGAUUAUUAAUUAUUUAUUAUUUUUCAGUCACAUAUAUAAUUAGUAUUAAUUAAAAAGUUAGUGUGAUGGUACUUUGAGAAUUUGCGUUAUGACCCAUUGGUGAUUAAUUAGUAUAUCUGAGAAAUUAAUUAUAUAUUGUUCUGAUUGUGGUAAGGUAACUGAAUGAUGUAUGUGGAAGAUUCAUUCAAGCUCUGUCGCUUCUUUAAUGUGGG